UUUGUCUAUGAGAUAAGACAAGCGACGUCACGUCACGUUAUUUUAAAUUAUCGACAUACAAGUAAACUAUAUUAAAUUUUAGUCAACAGAAAUCUAUGUACGUUAAUAAAUAUAUACAACUCUACUCAUACGAAAAAUUAGUUACCAUUCGUUCUUCAACUGGGAAUAAUAUGCAUUCUGAAUCUUUGUUGGAAUACGUACUGGUUAAUUAUCGAUGGGUGUUUGUAGUGUUCUUCCUUUUGCCUUGCACAGUGCUUGGAAAAAUAUGGACGAUGUUGGAAAGAAGCCUGUGGUCACGACAUUCUGGACUAAACCACGAAAAAAACCUGAAAAAAAUUCAAUAUCAGAUAUGGCAGAGAAAUAAAAACGCACCCAAUCAAGUGAUGUGUACAGCUAGACCAAGUUGGAGAAGUAUGACUAUAUCCAAUAUGGUUUACAAGAAAUUUAUGUUCAAUAUAAAUGUUCAUUUAGAUGGAAUAAUUUCAAUCAAUAAUAAAACUCAAACUGUGAGGGUAGAACCAGGCAUUACAAUGGGCCAAUUGAUUCCGAUAUUAAUCCAAUCUGGGUGGACAGUACCCGUAGCUUUGGAUAUGGAAGACUUAACAAUCAGUGGCCUUAUUAUGGGCAUCGGGUUGGAAUCGUCAUCCUUUAAGUAUGGAUUAUUUCAUGAAACAUGUAUACGUUAUGAACUUAUUACUGCGGAUGGAGAACUGAUAACGUGUUCAAAAACAAAGAACGCAGACAUUUUUGAAUCAAUACCAUAUUCAUAUGGCACUCUAGGAUUUUUAACAGCUGUUGAUAUUAAAAUAAUUCCAGCAAAAAAAUAUGUAAAACUCAAGUAUCGCCCAAUUCGCGGGUUAGAAAAAAUGCAAUCUCGGCUCAUCACUGAAACUAAUGAUUUAGAAAACAAUGAUUUUGUCGAACUAUUAAUUUACAAUAAAGACGAAGGUGUCUUGAUGACUGGUAAAAUGACGGAUGGCGAUGAAAAUUUUAAAUAUAUAAAUAGAAUUGGUUAUUUUUAUAAACCAUGGUUUUUUAAACACGUUCAAUCGUUUUUAAUGAUAUGGAAAUAUGGCGAAGAAUACAUUCCUUUGAAAGAUUACUACUUUAGACAUAAUAGAUCUUUAUUUUGGGAAAUACAAGAUAUAAUACCAUUCGGAAACCAUCCAAUUUUCCGUUAUUUGCUGGGAUGGUUAAUGCCAGCAAAAGUGGCUUUACUAAAAUUAACACAAACCGAUACUAUUAAGAAACUGUACGAUAAACAUCAUUUUAUCGAUGAUUUCAUAGUACCUAUUUCUGGUUUUAAAUUAUCAAUAGAAACUUUUCACCAGAGCCUUAAUAUCUAUCCAAUUUGGGUGUGUCCUGCUAUUCUACGUCCGGGAAAAGGUUUGAUGCAUUCAUAUGGCACGGUAGAUAAAAUGUACAUCGAUAUUGGUUUAUACGGUGAGCCUAAAGUCCCCAAUUACAAUUCAACUAUUACGAGGGAUUUAGAAUUAUUUACACUCAAUUUUAAAGGUUUUAAAAUGAUGUACGUUGGUACAUAUCUGAAUAUAAAUGAAUUCAAGACAAUGUUUGAUCAUCGCUUGUACGAAAAAACAAGACAAAAUCUUAAAUGUCAAUCAAAAUUUCCAGAAAUAUACGACAAAGUGAAUAAAAAAGUUAGAAUAUAGUCAUAAAACUGUUUUAUUCAAAUAAUAUUCAAUGCCACAAUAAUAGUGCAUUAAUUAUAAUAGUGUUA
This is a messenger RNA of Sipha flava (yellow sugarcane aphid), 1738 nucleotides long. Its product is annotated as delta(24)-sterol reductase-like. The transcript has 10 exons. The coding region runs from base 96 to 1670 and encodes 524 amino acids. The record is from RefSeq and is a predicted model, not a curated record. Gene Ontology annotation, cellular component: cytoplasm; membrane. Gene Ontology annotation, molecular function: Delta24(24-1) sterol reductase activity; FAD binding. NCBI's taxonomy places the organism in Eukaryota, Metazoa, Arthropoda, Insecta, Hemiptera, Aphididae. Gene Ontology annotation, biological process: steroid metabolic process.